AUAUAUACCAUUCAGACUCUCUUCAUUAUCUCCAACAAGCAAACUACAAAGAAAUUAAUAGCUCUCAUUAAGGAGGCUUUCAAAGAUAUGGCGUCGAAAGCUUUCUUGAUGACGAUCAUGGUUGCAGCAGCCGUAGCUCCAGCUAUCGCCACGGAUUAUAUGGUUGGAGAUGCUGAUGGUUGGAAGUUAAAUGUUAACUACACUCAAUGGGCGGCGGGGAAAAGCUUUCAUGUUGGAGAUUCUCUGAUGUUCAUGUAUAAUACAGCACAACAUAAUGUUAUUCAAGUAAGUGGACCUGAUUUCAAAAAUUGCACUAACUCGGGUGCGCUAGGAGGCCCUUACAAAAGUGGAAAUGACACAAUUGCCCUUGACACGCCUGGGAGAAGGUGGUACAUUUGCGACACGGAAGGUCACUGCGAGGGUGGAAUGAAGCUCGUCGUCGCUGUAACUGUACCGGGACCAGCCCCAGCCCCCGCCCCAUCGAGUCAGGCGCCGGCUAUCCGGUCUGUAGUGUGGGUGGUCGCUUCUAUGGCGGCUGCCUUCUUGAUGAUCAUGGCUUGAUAAGCGAUGUUGUUAUGCCUGAUUUGCAGUUGGUGUUAUUUUAAUUUUUUUCUUUUUUUAUGUUUAUUUUGGUGUUCACCGGCAAAAGAUGGAAGAUUUGCCUUCGAUUAAUAAAACAUGUGUUCAAGUGAUUAUUUUACCGUUGUAUUUGGGACAUACGAGAAUGUAUUAAAAUUUUAAUUAA
Salvia miltiorrhiza (redroot sage) is the source of this 745-nucleotide messenger RNA. RefSeq names its product mavicyanin-like. NCBI's taxonomy places the organism in Eukaryota, Viridiplantae, Streptophyta, Magnoliopsida, Lamiales, Lamiaceae. The transcript has 2 exons. The coding region runs from base 88 to 561 and encodes 157 amino acids. Gene Ontology annotation, cellular component: plasma membrane. The record is from RefSeq and is a predicted model, not a curated record. Gene Ontology annotation, molecular function: electron transfer activity.